GGGGCAGUCACAUGACUUUAUGGACAAGGAUGUGAGUCGUGUGUUGUUGCCAUGUAGAUACGUCCGGAUUCACACGUCUUAUUAAAGGAAAUAAACACCUUAAUCAGGAAAUUGUCGUUUCUUAUUUGCUUAUUGCAGUCAUAUCUGUCGCUCACUUUUGUUAUUUCAAUGGAUUUUAUUCGCCAGUUUGGAGUUGUGAUUGUGAUCGCGGUGCUCUCCGGCGCGCGAGCAGACGAGUCUCAGAUCGACCCGCUGAUAUAUGAGGAGCAGCUGCUGUGGGUCGGCGGUGGAGCCGGUGAGGUCAACACUUACAGGAUCCCUCUGCUGACCUUCACAACGCGUGGAAGUCUGCUGGCUUUCUCUGAGGCCAGGAAAAUGUCCUCCGGUGACAUCGGUGCGAAGUUCAUCGCGCUGAGACGCUCCACUGACAAAGGAGCCACCUGGUCUCCCAUCACCUUCAUAGUGAACGAUGGUGAUCUAGCAGAUGGGCUGAAUCUAGGUUCGGUCGUUGUGGAUGAAGAGACUGGUGCUGUGAUACUCAUCUACUCGUUGUGUUUCCACCGUUAUCACUGCAAGCCCUCCAGCACCAUGAUGGUGCAGAGUCUGGAUGACGGGUUCACCUGGAGCGCCCCGCGAAACCUCUCCGUUGAGCUGGGGGUGAAGAGCUUUGCUCCAGGGCCUGGCUUCGGCAUACAGAAACGGUAUGCUCCCAAUGUGGGCCGUCUGGUGGUGUGUGGCCACGGAUCCAUUGCUGGCGAUGGGGUCUUCUGCAUCCUGAGUGAUGAUCAUGGUGCAUCCUGGAGAUAUGGAGCUGCUCUGAAGAGCAUCCCUUACAAUCAGCCUAAACAAGACCUGGACUUCAACCCGGACGAGUGUCAGCCAGUGGAACUGGAGGACGGAAGUAUAGUCAUCCAUGUGCGCAACCAGAACAACUACCACUGCCGCUGUCGAAUAAUAGUGCGGAGUCUGGAUGGAGGCGAGACUCUUCCUGUGGAGGAGCUGGUGUUUGACAAAGCCCUGAUCGACCCCGCCGUCGCAGCCGGAGCCCUGCAGAAACAAGGAGUGAUGUACUUCACCAACCCCUCCAGCACUCAGCACAGGGUCAACCUAACUCUUCGCUGGUCCUUUUCUGAUGGGAAGUCAUGGGAAAAGCAGGCUGUCCAGAUCUGGGCGGGGCCAAGCGGUUAUUCCUCUAUGACAUCACUCAAGGGAGAUUCUCCUGAGGACAGCAGCUACAUUUAUGUCAUUUAUGAAAAGGGCCAUAAAGAUUACUGGGAGACCAUCUCUUUUGUCAAAAUCCAUCUAUACGGAGGGAAAUAACGUAUAGAUAAAUAAAGCCAAGAAAAAGGGAUAUUUAGGAAUUUUAAAAUUAAUGCGAGAAAGCCAAGGUAUCAUCCUGAUGUGAAGUAUUUUUACAUUUCUUCUGAUUAAAUCUGGUCUACACUAGAAGUGUUUUAUAUGAAUUUCACUCCAGAAAGAAUCAAGACUUCCUGCUUCAGUGUGAGAUUGAUCUAUACAGCAGUAUAAUACAAAAACAACCAUGA
Messenger RNA from Carassius carassius (crucian carp), 1544 nucleotides. RefSeq names its product sialidase-1-like. Bases 169 to 1320 code for a protein of 383 amino acids. Gene Ontology annotation, molecular function: exo-alpha-sialidase activity. Gene Ontology annotation, cellular component: cytoplasm; lysosome; membrane. The record is from RefSeq and is a predicted model, not a curated record. Lineage: Eukaryota; Metazoa; Chordata; Actinopteri; Cypriniformes; Cyprinidae. The transcript is spliced from 6 exons. Gene Ontology annotation, biological process: oligosaccharide catabolic process; ganglioside catabolic process.